Salvelinus namaycush (lake trout) is the source of this 981-nucleotide messenger RNA. Its product is annotated as ALX homeobox protein 1-like. Gene Ontology annotation, molecular function: DNA-binding transcription activator activity, RNA polymerase II-specific; RNA polymerase II transcription regulatory region sequence-specific DNA binding. The record is from RefSeq and is a predicted model, not a curated record. NCBI's taxonomy places the organism in Eukaryota, Metazoa, Chordata, Actinopteri, Salmoniformes, Salmonidae. The transcript has 4 exons. Gene Ontology annotation, biological process: negative regulation of DNA-templated transcription; positive regulation of transcription by RNA polymerase II; embryonic skeletal system morphogenesis. Bases 1 to 981 code for a protein of 326 amino acids.
AUGGAAUACGUGAACGAUAAAUUCGCAUUGAAAAGUCAAGCGAUUAAGGGCAGCGACUAUUACAUGGGCUCUGGCAGCGGGCUGGACCAAGUUAUGGAGAGUUUGGACAGUGUACAGUACUACAGCAAAACCUCGCCCAAGUGUGUGCAGGCUUUCGGGCUACAGACCACCGAGCACAACACGCGAAUGGAGCGGGCCUCACCGUGUGGAGAACAAAACGCGAAUUAUGGUGUCCCCAAAACUGAAGAUACCUUGCACGUGGACCUCGGGAGGUCGAUAGACAACUGUUGCAGUCUGAGGGACUCGCCGGUAAUGGCACGUCAGGAGAAAACGGAUUUGUACGAAAUCAGUGACAAGUGUGACAGUAACGUAUCGAGCAGUAAGAAGCGGCGGCACAGGACGACGUUCACGAGCGCACAGCUGGAGGAGUUGGAGAAGGUGUUUCAGAAAACUCAUUACCCAGAUGUUUAUGUGAGAGAACAGCUGGCGAUGAGAACGGAGCUAACUGAGGCCAGAGUGCAGGUGUGGUUUCAAAACAGAAGAGCCAAGUGGAGAAAAAGAGAACGUUAUGGGCAGAUUCAACAGGCAAAAAGUCAUUUUGCAGCGACAUAUGACAUAUCAGUGUUGCCAAGGACGGAUAGCUACUCACAAAUCCCCAACAACCUGUGGCCCAGCCCUGCUCCCAAUGGCUCAAUGGUGUCCUCCUGCAUGCUCCCCCGUGGAUCUCCUCCCUGUGUAACCUCCUACUCCCACUCCCCCCGCUCCGCAGCCGACCACGGGUAUGUGGGCUUCCCCAACCAGCAGAACCAGUUUGGACACGUCUCCAUCAACAACUUUUUCACGGCUGACUCCCUCCUCACACCCUCACCCAACGGACACCCAUUCGAGGCCAAGCCUGAGUUUGAGAGACGCUCAUCCAGCAUCGCCGUGCUGCGGAUGAAGGCCAAGGAACAUGCGGCUAACAUAUCCUGGGCCAUUUGA